Molecule: messenger RNA, 2073 nt
Organism: Lodderomyces elongisporus
Lineage: Eukaryota; Fungi; Ascomycota; Pichiomycetes; Serinales; Debaryomycetaceae
Gene: FRP1
Product: Frp1p
Exons: 1
Coding region: 1-2073 (690 amino acids)
Biological process (GO): copper ion import; intracellular iron ion homeostasis; iron ion transport
Cellular component (GO): plasma membrane
Molecular function (GO): ferric-chelate reductase activity
Source: RefSeq, a predicted model, not a curated record
AUGGGUAUUCCAUUCGACCAGCAAUACUUUGUUGAGAAACAACUAAACAACAAAUAUGAAUGGCUAGUAUUUGUCAUCACCCUAAUCCUCCUCGUGCUCCACGGCUUGCUUUUCCACUGGAUUCCACUUUAUUUAAGAAACAAAAGAAAUCCUUCAACACUAUCCAAUGUCAAAUACUUUAAGUUUUUGCACAAAUGGGACAUGAUGACAUCCUGCUGCAAAUUGAGGCUAUUCAACAGAUGGGACUUUUACUACCAACCCAGUCUAGUACUCUUUUGCCUAGUAUUCACCGGUAUGUGCGUUGGUUUCUGCUUUGCUGAAGUCACUUUAAUCAACUACCAAGGCUAUAUGUACCCCAUCUCAAAAAGAAUUGGUCGUGUUGGUGUAGGAAACUUACCCAUCUUGCUCUGGUCUGUGGCACGCAACGACUGGCUAACCAGAAUAUCGGGAUUCCAAUUUGAUAGAUUAGAAUUCUUACACAAGUGGCUCUCGAGACUAAUGUGGCUAUUCAUCUCAGUCCACUUAUCUUUGGGUACUUACUACUGGCUCUCAAUGAACUUCAAAAUCAUGAUUAUGAUUCCACCACAAAUCUUUGGCUUUAUGGCCUAUGGCUCAUUGGCAAUCUUGACUUGGACUUCAACAAAAUUUAUUAGAAGAUGGGCCUACGAUUUCUGGCUAGUACAACAUCGAGUAUUCGCAUUUAUCAUGCUCUUUAUGGCAUUCAUCCACAACCCAGGCGACCGUGCUGCCGUGUUGAUUGCCGUGCAUGGCUUGGUCAUUGACCGUGUUGUAUCCAAAAUUAUGUCACAUAUACACAAAUACCACUCACCAACAAAGUGUCGCCUGACAUUUGAAGUAUUAGACGAAGAUACAAUCUUGAUGACCAUCCCCGUCAAGGACCUGGACUAUGUGCCAAACAGAUGGUUUAACAAGUUUUUUGGAUACAAAAACUGGAAAGCUGGGCAACACGUUUAUAUCAACGUUGGCAAGAUCAAAUGGUUUCAAUACCACCCAUUUACAAUCUCUUCGCUUUCCUCGUCAAAUGAAAUGAAGUUGCUUAUUCGUGUGCAAAAAGGUUUUACCAAGAACUUGUACAAGUACUUGACUGAUAUUGACCAUAGUGAGCACGACGAUGAAACAGUAACUAUCCAAUCAAUGUUUGCUGGUCCAUAUGGAGCAGUGCACCAACCAUUUAUCUCGUUUGACUCGUGUAUAUUCUUUGGCGCUGGUUCUGGUGGAGCAUUUACAUUCCCUGUAUGUCUUGACUUGAUGAGACAAAUUGAAGAGAAAGAUGAAGCUCAAGAUUACCUCUUCCGUCCACGCAACCCACACAUUAGAUUUAUAUGGACAAUAAAGCGCAAACGCAACAUUAUCUGGUUUAAAUGGAUCUUGGAUGAAUUGAUCCCAUAUGUAUUACAAGGCAAGCUCACUAUAGACAUUUACGUGACGCAGGAAAAUGGAAGCGAUGAUGAUGCACAUGUAUAUGCAAUUGACAGUUCAGACGAAAGUUCUUGUGACGGUGAUUCUAGGAAAAACUUGCUUAAAAAGGCACAAUUUACCGUAGUUGAAAAGUCGCAAACACUAACCGGUACAAACACAAAUGUAACCAACACCACUUUUGAUGAGAUUGAACAAGUUACUGAAGUGGAACAACAGGAUCCAGAGCUAAAGAAAGAGCAACCACAACCACAAGAACAACAACAACAGCAACAACAAAAGAAAUCGGCUACAGAUGGCAAAUCUGAACAAGUCUCCACACGCAUUUCGACAAUAAAUCGUACAUCUUCAUCAAUGACCAUCGACCCAAAUAGUACAUUUUCAACAAACACCACUACAUCCUCUACAUCAUCCUCAACACCUUAUAACCUCUACUACGGCCGCCCACAUAUUGGCCAUAUAAUCAAACAAGAUGCCAUGAAUCUUGUUGCUGACGACCCAAAGAAUAUCCAUAAAUCAAUUGCCGUCGCAAGUUGUGGACCACCAGCAUUUACAAAUAUGAUUAAACACGAGUGUCAAACCGUAAGAAAGAUGAAAAACUCACCAGAUGUAUAUUGCUACACCGAAUCAUUCUAA